UCUACGGCUCUCUAAAGGUUGAGGAGGACACCCCAAACCAUGAACACCCGGACAGUAGUUACUGCGGGGUUGUGACGUCACGGGCGCACCGCCGCCCCUGCAGUGUGUCAGUGAUUUUAGUAACUAAAGCGCUCGAGGACGCGACGGCCCAUCGACACACCACUUUCACGAUCGGAACCCACCGGACACCAGAAGAAAACUGGGAACACGCGAAAACGUUUUGGGAGUUGUGAUGCACGCCGAUCUCUCGCUGGCUCGCGCGCAUCUGCUGCUGUAGCGUCGGUCUCGCGCUGGAUAGCGAUCGCUGCGACUGUUGGAUGUAAAACAGACAAACAAGCCCAAGCAUCUCGGCCGAGCACGAAUGCAUCAUAUUUAGCGGUCGGAGCGUCAUUGCCUGGGUGGAGUUGCAGUGCAUCGCUCAAUUAUGCAUGAAGAAGCGGCAUCGGCUAGCGCCCUAGCAGCGCGAGCUAACCACUGUCCCGUGUUAUGACAGUGAUCUGCAUGCCUACAGCGUUUGAUCAGCACGCGUGGCGCUCCGGCGCGUUUGACUUUGAUGCUGGUGCUAGACGCGAUGGUCUCCGGUAGAAAUUCACUUUUGCCCGUCAUUUCAUUGACACGGCAAACGGUUAGCCAGGACAGGCCUAGCUAGCCACCGUGUUCAUUAGUAAGAAAAAAAAAAAUCAGUUCACUGGAUUAGAAACAGCAUGCAAACCCUCAGUUUUUUUUACAGGGUGCAUCCAGUGAGCGAUUAAUAUACAGUGUGUUAUAGAUGCACAGCGAGUUAAUAGCCGGGUUACUGCCAACUUGACAGGUUUUUAUAAUAUCUGGAAAAAAAAAGUGGCAGGCGCGCGCGUCUCACAAUGCAUUUUCUCAAGGCAACUUCGGAUUGUGUCACUGGAGCAAACGCUUGUAUAACAGAGGCACUGCCUCCGGUUAGCUAGCUCUCCGUGACUUUGUGAUGUGACAACAUGCCAGAUCUUGAGUGGAUCUCUAAAUAAGCAGCCAGCUUUAGCGAUUGUAGCUAGAUUCCCGCUGGGAAGAGAGGGGAUGCCCUAAACGCUCCAAACAUGUCCAGCAAAGCUUCGGGCAAAGAGAAGAAGUCCGGCUUCAGCAAGAAGCUGUUCCGCCGGGGCUCGGUGCGCUCCGUGGGGAGCUUCAUGAGCAGAGUCCUGAAGACCCUCUCCACGCUCUCUCAUUUCGGAUCGGAGCUGCACGCGCCCGAGGGCGACAAGGACGAUGGGGGGUUCACGGCCUUCAAGAAAGAGGGCAAGGGAUCCGUUGCGUCGGAUGACAGCGACUGCGGGGGGUUUCUCGCCGGGGACAAAAUCCCCGGGGUGGCCGGUUUGAAGAACCACGGCAAUACGUGCUUCAUGAACGCUAUUCUGCAGUGCCUGAGCAACACGGAGCUGUUCGCCGAGUAUCUGGCGCUGGAGCAGUACCGAGGCGACCAGACGGACGACGAGAAGCCCAAGACCAACGGGGUCGUGCAGAGGAAGGGCGCUCCGGACAGAGGAGAGGUGACCGAGCAGCUGUCGGGGCUGGUCCGAGCCCUGUGGACCUUUGAGUACACGCCGCAGCACAGCCGAGACUUCAAAAAUGCUGUGGCCAGGAGUGCCCUUCAGUACCGAGGAAAUGCCCAACACGAUGCCCAGGAGUUCCUUCUCUGGCUCCUGGACCGUGUCCAUGAAGACCUCAACCAUCUUGUGCACCCUAACAUCAGAGCCUCUAUAAAGCCUCCAACUGAGGAAGACGGUGGAGUGUUAGAGGGACCUUCACCUCCUCUUUCAGCUGGCUCCUUUGUUCAAGAGCUGUUUCAAGCUCAGUACAGAUCCUCACUUACCUGUCCGCACUGUCAGAAACAGAGCAACACUUUUGAUCCUUUUCUUUGCAUCUCACUCCCAAUACCAUUACCUCAUACACGGCCUCUGUAUGUGACUGUGGUUUAUCAAGGCAAGUACUCUCACUGCAUGAGGAUCGGUGUGGCCGUACCACUCAACAGCACUGUGUCCAGACUGAGAGAGGCCGUGUCACGUGAGACCAAGAUCCCACCAGACCAGUUUGUCCUGACUGAAAUGUAUUACGACGGUUUCCACCGCUCCUUUUGUGACGAUGACGACGAUCUUGAUAUCAUUCAAGAAAGUGACUCAGUCUUUGCUUUUGAAACCCCUGAGACUUUUAGAUUAGAAAACAUUCGCUCUAAAAGAGGGAGCCUUCUUGCUAAUCUGAAUCAGAACAAUUUGAAAUCUGGAGUGGAGAGCAGCCGAACGCCGUCUUUCAUGCAGGGUGCGCUGAAUCCAGCAUCUCCCAACAAAAACACUGGCUGUGAGAAAAUGAUUCUGCUGAUCUGUAACCGAGCCUGCACUGGCCAUCAAGGACGGAGGUUCGGUCUUCCGUUUGUACUGUAUCUAGAGCGCACUGUGACGUGGGAUGUGUUACAGAAAGAAAUUCUGGAGAAAAUGCGUCACCUCCUAAGGCCAGGGGUUUACAUUCAGGUUGGACCCUUUAGUCUGCGUGUGGUCGGAGUAGUUGGAAUCACAUAUUUGUUGCCACAGGAGGAACAGCCACUAUGUCACCCCACUGUGGAAAGAGCAUAUAAAUCCUGUGGGCCCGGUGGACCUCCUCAUGUUAAGAUUGUAGUGGAGUGGGACAAAGAGACCAAGGAAUAUUUGUUUGGACACACUGAGGAAGAGUACAUCCCUGAUGCUGAGAGUGUGUAUCUGCACAGAGAGCAGCACCAUCAGCCGCAGGCCUGCACCCUCGCUCAGUGCUUCCAGCUCUACACCAAAGAGGAGCAGUUGGCCCCAGAUGAUGCUUGGCGCUGCCCCCAUUGCAGGCAACUGCAACAGGGGCAGAUCAAACUCAGCCUGUGGACCCUGCCGGAUGUUCUCAUACUGCACCUCAAGAGGUUUAGACAGGAAGGGGACAGGAGGGUAAAAAUGCAAAACAUGGUCCGAUUUCCUUUGAUUGGCAUGGAUAUGGCGCCUCAUGUGGUGAAGAGAAGCCAGAGCAGCUGGAGCUUACCCUCUCACUGGUCCCCAUGGAGGCGACCUUACGGACUUGGCCGUAACCCAGAUGAUUACCUUUAUGACCUCUAUGCUGUGUGUAACCAUCAUGGCAACAUGCAUGGAGGGCAUUACACAGCAUACUGUAAGAACUCCGUUGAUGGGCAAUGGUAUUGCUUCGAUGACAGUGAGGUUCAGCCUGUAGCUGACGAGGAUGUCUGUCAGCAAACCGCAUACAUUCUGUUCUAUCAAAGGAGGACAACUAUUCCCUCGUGGUCGGCAAACAGCUCUGUCGCAGGCUCCACCAGCUCAUCUUUAUGUGAACACUGGGUUAACCGGCUUCAGGGCAGCAGGCCGCCGAGCCUGGCCUCCGGAGCCUCCUCGAGACGCACAUCUCUGAUCUCUUUGGCAGAGUCAGUGGAGUUUCCCGUUGAUCGCAGUGAAGAUGAUGCGCUUACUAACACAGGAUCUCCCGCCUUGCUCAGAGGAUUUUCAACACGGCCCUUCGUGAGGAGCAUCCAGCGGCAGAGCUUGUCCUCUAGAUCGUCGGUUACCAGCCCUCUGGCUUUCAGUGAAAACGGGUCGAAACCUUCCUGGUCCCUGUCACAGAAACUACAAAUGAGAUCCAACUCACCCUCGCGAUUCUCUUUGGACUCGCGCUCCUCCCCUCCUCUCGAGAGGAUAGGUGAAACUUGUGACGACAAAGUGUCCACGUCUUGCUUCGGCGGUUACAGCAGACAUGAGCGUCAGCCCAGCAGUAAGGCCCCACUGGCCAUGAUGGAGGGAAAUGGCAGUGAUGAAGGCAGUGGGAAACGGAUCCUAGACGAGGCCUAUUGCAGAGCUCCGACACAGUCCGACAGGAAGAGCUCUAAAGGUGAGCCCAUUGACAACAACAACCAGAUUAAUGCUGUGGACCAGAAUGCUCUUGGAACGCUCACCAAAGAGCAGAAACAUAAGAGCUCCGGGUCAGUGAAGAAAGCAGAUGAGAAGAGCUCCAGCAAGAAGAGCUCCACCAAAGCCAAGGGGGACCAAGAGAAGCCCUCCAAGAAGCGCCAGAGCACCUCUUCUGUCACCAAGUCUCCAUCCUCCCAAGUGUCUUCCAGCCCUCAAGUGAAGGGCACCAAAGCGACCAAUCUAAAAGAGAAGAGCGAUUCUCCCAAGAGUACCAAGGGUACACCUUCAGGAACGCCCUCCAGAAGGAAAGAGUCUUUGCAGGCACAGGAGUCUCCAGGGUCUGGAGUCACAAAGGGGAAGCCGUCCCUUACUUCAACACCCCAAUCGUCUGCCUCUCCCUCGCCCACAUCCAAAAAGAGUUCCUCGGUGGCUGAGAGGAACUCAGUGUCUGGCAAGAAGAAGCUGGUGGAGAGAGGCUCCAGCAAGGAUUUGGCGCACACCAGUCCUCUGGCAGAGAAGUCUAGAGUCAGUGCCACCCUGCGAACAUCCCAACCUAAAAUUGCAGAGGUGGGCCGGCCCGAAAGGAGGCCGGUGAGAAGCUCUAGCAGUAGCUCCUCAGUCACCAGCCUGCGCUCCCCAAGCGUCUCCUCGAGAGACCUCCGCCGCAGCAGCAAAUCCGAAGACAAGGGACUCUCAUUCUUUAAGAGCGCACUUCGGCAGAAAGAGAAUCGGCGGUCAGCUGAAUUGGGUAAGACCACUAUUCUCGCCAAGAAGGCUGUCGAGAGGACUGCCAAGUCCAGCAGCCAGUGCAGACUCGAUGCUGAAGAGGGCGAAGGCUCCGGGAACUCUUCCCAGCAGGUCUCUCCAGAGCCGCGCUCCUGCAAGGCUGCCGCCAAUGAGAAAGAGUCCUCGAAGACCUCCACCCCCAACAAACGCUCUCUCUUACAAGUGGGCAAGUCCAAGUCUUCCAAUUCUGAGACUAGUCUUCAGUCUCCCAUCAAUGGGAAGAGGCAUCUUGAAAAGAUCUCAUCCUCUAAAAAGCUUUCUUCCAGCAUGCAAUCCUCUGCACGUCCAACACAGACGCCUCAAUGAAAUUUUAAAAGCAGUUCCAUUAUUUUCUGUAAUGCAGCUAUUUUUUGAUGUGCCUAAGAAGAAUAUAAAGUAUAUAGUAUAUACCUGCAUUUUACUUUUCUCAAAGAAAAUAUGUUUUAAAAAAAUAUCAGAAAGCGCCUUUCUAUCCUGUCAUGGAACCAAAUCGGUGCCUCUGGCAAGGUAUGGUAUAUGAAUCUACUACUGUUCAUGACUCUGAAUAGGAAUGUUUUAACUUAGCACUUUGUAUAUAUUUUUUCUCCCUUGAAUAAUGCUUAGAUGUAAUGGAUACUAUGUACAAUACUUUUUAACUUGGUACCGUUCCUUUCUAUUUGGACAAGUCACUUAGGAUGAAAUUAGAUUCUUGCUGUAUUCCUUGGAGUACUGUACCUAUUCACUCCACAUCUACACUUGGUGCUAUUUACAGUCCAGUGUUCCCCUGGCACUGAUACAGCAUGAGAUUGAGAAGAGUUACAUCACGAAACCUGGCCGAAUUUGCGACCGAAGACUUAAUGGGGAUCUGCAGUCAGAACAAUCUCUUUGGUACCUCUCAAAGCCUGCUCUCCUACCCCAACUUUUUUUCUUUUGUACUCGAGAGCGUUUACAAGUGUUCCAGUAGCAUUACUGCCCUUAAUUAAUGAAUUAAUAAUUAUGCGCAACAAUGCCAACUACAGGCCGAUAGCUGAAUUGCUGCUGUAUGAUUGAGAUCUUUUGAAUGGUAAAUUAGUAGAGGACAAUCUUUAAAUGAACAAUAUUUUGUUUAUUCCAGCAAAACGCUGUGUGAUAUACUUAUCUGGAUAUUAAUGGAGGCAGUGUAAGCCCUGCAUGAAUUUGUUUUGUAUAUCUUUGUUUUUACAAUGAAAGUUUAAAAGCCACAUAAUCAUACUUGAACCAUUUCAUGCCCACCAAAUCCAAUGGCAACAUAUAUGAGCGGUUUUCGUUUGGCUUGCUCUGAGCUGGGGUUAAACCCUUGCGCAGUGGUUUUUAUCUCCCAUAUUUAUCUGUGGACAACCAGUGCAAUAGUUUAACACUUUGUAGGAGAACAGAUAUAUGAUCUUCUGUAUUUGGUUAAUGUUGUUGUUUUAGACACAAAUUAUUAUAAAUAUCAAUACUGAAUACAAAAUGUAUUUUCUGGACUGUAAUGGCUCACCACAAUAGCGGGUUUAAUUUUUGUUUUUUUUGUGCCAAAAAAAGAAAAGGCCUUUAUUUUGCGUACUUGUUAACACUAUCAACUUCACCUAAAUAUAUUUUCUUCUUGAUUUAGCUCAGAUACGUUUAUUUGGACUAAAUCAAAAUGUUAUGUAUGACAGCAGAAAUGUAAGGUUAAGCAAGUCAUUAUUGUUACAUUUGCAUAAUGGUGUCAUUACGUCGGCCGCUGUUCAGCUUGCUGCCCUGUAAUUAAAACAUUAAUCCAAGCGCUGCUGACUCCAUUGUUGAACAGUUCUCAUUUUCAUGCUGCUUUUCGGUCUCAGAAACCCAUCUCUUUCAGUACACUUUACCUUAAAAUAGAUAAUUCAGUAAUCAACCUAAUGUGUAGCACGCUUCAUUUUUUUUUUUUUUUUUUUUUUGCGACAGGCCCAUAUUGUGUGUGCACUGAAAAAGUAUUUGUAAAAAGCAGUAUUGCAUGAUUACAUUUAUGCAUGCACUUAACUAUGCAAGUAACUGUUGCUAAACAAGACGAGUCUAGAUAUUAAUGUCGGAUUUUUUUUUUAAACCGAGCAUGAAUUGUUUCCAUUUUCUUGCUGUUUUGCACACUUGUCCAACUUUAAAUUUGUUAAAUAUUGCGAUAUGAGAACAUAUGAUUAAAGCUAAUAAUUUAUGUAUUCCAGAAUUAGCAAUUGGCAUUGUAUUUUCCCAUCUUUUUUAUUAUUAAAACUAUUAUUUUAAUUCAUUAGCUGUUUUUUAGCGCAAUACCUCCCUAUUUCCAUGUGAUAAAUUUAGUUUUUAUAUUUUUGUCACAGCAUAUUUUGGUUUUUCACAUUUCGCUGGCGUGAUGUGGUCUGCUCAUGCUUUCACAUGUAGUAUGUAGGGAAUGUUGUAUCUUAUAUCAGCUAUGUAACUUUAUCAUCAGCAUUCAAUCAGUGCACACAAGUCCUGCAUCGCUUGCAAUGCUGAUACACUAAACACUUAAUUCACUUUGUUUUUCAUGUCAUUCCAUGUUUUAAGUUGUGAAGCUCUUGGACCAUGAAUUCAUAGAAGAGCUAUUACCCUCUCAAUAGUCUCACUGCAUAUGGGAUGUUUUCAAUGGCUCAAGUGCUAAUUUGACAUGGUCUUAUCAACUGUUUGGAUAGGACAGAUGAUUUUAUCAUAACAAAGCUGUAUCAGUCUUAUGGAAUAAUAUGCGUGCUCUUGGUUUACACACUGGACUUGAAUGAUUUCUCUUGACCCAGAGCAGUUUUCAUGUAUUGUUCAUGAACUGGAACAUGCUUUGGUUGGCUAAUAACUGGGCUGUUAUUUUACUAUAUGAACAACAGUCUAGGUCAACCAAAAGAGGAAAAUAAUAUUUGGUUCAAAAAAGAAAAACCAUGUAAACGUUUGGUUGCAUGAGACUGCAUCAAAUGCUUUUUGUUAAUUUAUUUGUAUGUUUAAUGUGUAUGCACUUUUUUGUUUUGUUUUAUAUGAUUAUUUUUUUAUUAUUAUUUUUAAUGUAUUUCUUUGAAGAAUUAUUUGUCUUCAUAACAUUGUCUCCCAAAUGUAUGUUGGCGGUUGAAUUAUGAUUAAAAAAUAGACCUGCAUUAGAGGUCCAACCU
This is a messenger RNA of Carassius auratus (goldfish), 7735 nucleotides long. Its product is annotated as ubiquitin carboxyl-terminal hydrolase 31-like. Gene Ontology annotation, biological process: protein deubiquitination. The transcript is spliced from 17 exons. The coding region runs from base 1068 to 4988 and encodes 1306 amino acids. Gene Ontology annotation, molecular function: cysteine-type deubiquitinase activity. The record is from RefSeq and is a predicted model, not a curated record. Lineage: Eukaryota; Metazoa; Chordata; Actinopteri; Cypriniformes; Cyprinidae.